AUAAGGAGACAGAGCUGGACGGAGGGUCAUUCAGAAAAACAGAGAGAGAGAUGGCAGGGGAGGAGAAGCCGGGUGUGAAGAGCAGCAGCUCCAUUGUCCCCUGUUUCCUGUUUGUGGAGCUGGUGAUCAUGGCUGGGACGGUGCUGCUGGCUUACUACUUUGAGUACACGGACACGUUUCCUGUACACAUCCAGGGCUUCUUCUGCUAUGACAAGACCUUCUCUAAGCCCUACCCGGGACCAGACAACAUCAGCAAGAUCCCACCUGUGCUCAUCUACUCACUUGUCACAGCUGUACCCACCUUCACGAUUCUUGUUGGAGAGCUAUGUGCAUUCUUCACUAAGGCAGAGGGAACCCAGGAGAAGACCAUCGUCACUGCUGACUGUUGCUACUUCAACCCCCUACUGAGGCGCAUAAUACGCUUCCUUGGUGUCUAUGCCUUCGGCCUGUUUGCGACCACCAUCUUUGCCAAUGCUGGCCAAGUGGUGACAGGAAAUCAGACGCCUCACUUCCUGUCUGCCUGCAGGCCAAACUACACAUCAUUAGGCUGCCAGUCCACCACACAGUACAUCGCAGAGCGCAGAGCCUGCACAGGCAACUCACUGGUUGUCAUGUCCGCACGUAAAUCCUUCCCAUCCAAGGAUGCAGCACUCAGUGUCUACUGCGCACUGUACACAGUGAUGUACGUGACACUGGUGUUCAAAACCAAAGGCACACGGCUGACUAAGCCCACUAUCAGCCUCACCCUGCUCUGCCUGGCUAUGCUGGUUGGCGUAAUCAGAGUGGCCGAGUACCGCAACCACUGGGCUGACGUCCUUGCAGGGUUUUUCACCGGAGGGUCCAUUGCAGUGUUUUUGGUGACUUGUGUGAUUAACAACUUUAAACAGCUGCAGCCCAGCCCUCUUCCACUGCGACCCCAGAGGCCUGAGUCCGUUCUGGGCAUGCCAAUGGUGACGAUGCCCUGCGUGGAGAGUCCACUCGAAAAGUUAAGUGGCCCUCAGCAUCCUGCACUCUCUGCCACCUCCCCACCUUACAACGCCUAUGUCCAACCAUUCUAACCAACUUUAAAUAUAUUUUUUGCCUGUCCACACCACUCCUCACUAUCAUGUGUUGCCUUAUUUCUGUUUUUGCUCUUUGCAUCCGUUUUCCUUCCUCCUCUUCACCACCCUCCUCAUCCCGUACAUUGCUCUUGAUUAUUCUUUUCUUCACUUUUCUCUCUCCCUCGCCCUCUCUCUGCCCCAUCCUCUCUCUUUUUCUCACUCCUCUCUUUCCCCUGCAGACUCCGCGGGGAUCUCCGUUCACCGAGAUCACAUGACCAUCAGCCCUAUCGGUUCCCCACCACCCCCGAUGUCAUCAUUCCGUCUCGCUCCAUUUCCAGCGAAGUCUAGACCAGUCGGAGCAGCACUCGCCACACUGUGCUGCCCAUCCAGCAGGGCGGUACGCAACGCUGCACCGCUCCUAUUCCACACAGGUCUAGACCUCCCAUAAUAAACACAGAAACCCCACCCUGUUGCCCUAUUAACCCCCGGGGAACCGAUAGACAAAUUCUUCAAGGACUAUCUCUUUGCUGAAAACAGUAAAGAGCUGAACACUCAAAACAGAGUCAGGUACAUCUCUCUGAUUUUUGUUGUUUGUUUGUUUGUUUAUUUAUUACAAUUAAAGACUUUUAUUUUUGCUUUUUCAAUUAUGGACUCAGUCAAGGGAACUGUGGCCACUGAGAAUGUCUGACUUUUUUUUUUUUUACAACAGUGCAAUUACGUUUUCAUCAUUUUAAGUGAGCAGGUGCUGAAAAAUGGCGUUGAACUUCUUGUGUGACUCAUAGGACACAGCUUUGAUAUCAAGAGUUUGACACGUUGCCGAAAGGAUCGCUGUGCUGCUGAGAUUACCUGUAAAAACCUCUAUUGAGCAAGCCAUAUGCACAGAUACACACACAGAAGUCACUUUUGGGAUAUACAAAAGUCUUGCAUUUAUUACCCUGAUACUUUCCUUUUUGGUAUUUUGACCAUAGACUGUAUAAAAACUGGAUGUAGUAUCCGUGACGUCACCCAUCUGUUCCUGAGCUCUGUUUUGAAGCCAGUCAUCAGCGGUUGUCAUAUUGGAAAUACUGAACACAACCAAACUUCGUCCAAGCUGGUGUGAGGUAAAGAGGCGGGCCUUUAGCCUUUUCGCUAACAGCUACAGGGUGCUUGUCUGUCAAUCUAGUCAGCCAUGUCCUUAUUUGGGCCAAACUCGUAUGUUUAAUAUCUUCGAGUUUUAUGAAAAAUCCCCCGCCCCCUACAGUGCAUGCCAAUAGAGAAAUUAGCAACUCAGACCUAAACUGUUUUUUGAACCAGGCUGUAAACAUGUUUAUUAUUGCUGCAAAGAUCGUCUCCUUGAAUGGGUGUGUAUGUGGUUUGCAGUGUUUUCUGCAGCCAUCCUCAAGCGAAUGCUCAAUGAAUGGCAGUUUUUCUUCUUGGGAUUCAUAUUUUAAAACCUGUGGUUGCCGCUUGAUUUUGACCCACUUCUGAUUACUAAAACUUAGUCUUGAACCCCAAACCUUCAUUUGACAACUGACCAUUUGUCCCUAACUUUCCCAACUCCAAAUUAACAGGUCGUGUGUUUUGUUUCCAUCCCUGAAAGUGACUCGAGUCAUACCCACAACCUCAAACACUUCACCACAGUACACACACUGCAGUCUGAGUAGUAGCCCCCUUUUCAGCUCCAUGUGGGUUUUACUCGGAUCAAAGAAUUUAUCUCAGAUCUCUCAGCAGAGGCACCAGACAAAAGCAAAGAGGAUCAAAGUACUGACAUCUUCACUUGGCUUUCCUAGCCAUGUUUUUAUUGGAUGGUUGCUGCUUCGCCAAAAAAAAAAAAAAAAAAUGAUGUUAAAUACAAACACAUCUGAUAAGACAAAGCCAAGCUUCUGACUGCAGGUGGCUUAACAGUGAGCCAAAUCAAGUGCAUCGCAUUCAGGAACCAAUAUUUGUGUUUUGUAUUCUUGCGAGAUGAGAAGCUGUCAUGCAAAAUUCUUAUGCCAACAGGCUUUUAUUUUUUUCCACUCCUGAACAUGGAAUUUCUCUACAGAAGAUUUGCUAACAACUGCCAGAGUCAUGUAAUUAUUGUGAUUUAUUUUUCCGAUUAUAUUGUUAGAUUUAUUUAUUGUUAUUUACAUACAGUGUGGUUGCCAUAAGCGCUCAGAGGGGCGUGACAGUUUUGCUAACUUUGAUUUGCACACUCCUUCAAAUCCACAAUUCUUUAAUUAUCUUCUUCCUCUUCAUCUUUUUUUUCACUCUGUGUGUCACUGUGGCGUUGGUUUCUUGACUAUGAUGCCAUCACUGUGCUGUGAAAUGUUUCCCUCUGCUGGACAACACACACACACACACAAACACACACACACAUACACACACACACACACACACACACACACAGACAUGCACAUAAGAAUAAAGACUGAUUUGACAGAGCACACGCAUAUUACAGCAUUUUUAAAAGCACACACACACAGUCACAUGUAUAUCCCCUGACUGGUUGCUGACACUUGUUUGUACAGUAUUGUAAAUAACUUUUUUGUAAUGACCUUUAAUUUUUACACAAGCAUCACCACUAAAUGAAGACAUUCGGAAACAUCUUGUGUUUAUUAUUAUGAACAGUUUGUAUUAAGGUGCUGAAUCACUCCUGAAAAACAACGGGUGUGUGCAAAAAAUACCCACAUGGCUCAAUCUUUGAGUCAAACAUGUCUGCUGAAUCAGCAUUGAAUGGGUAAAGUGUUUGGUUUCAGGCAUGCUGUGUGUUCUUUGGUGAUGAAACGAAAAUUCUGUCAUUUUUAAGUGCAGCGUUAUAAGUUGAAAACAUGGUUGAGAAACACUUCCUGUUUUG
Molecule: messenger RNA, 3855 nt
Organism: Notolabrus celidotus (New Zealand spotty)
Lineage: Eukaryota; Metazoa; Chordata; Actinopteri; Labriformes; Labridae
Gene: plppr2a
Product: phospholipid phosphatase related 2a
Exons: 7
Coding region: 51-1058 (335 amino acids)
Biological process (GO): signal transduction; phospholipid dephosphorylation; phospholipid metabolic process
Molecular function (GO): phosphatidate phosphatase activity
Source: RefSeq, a predicted model, not a curated record